This is a messenger RNA of Olea europaea var. sylvestris, 2622 nucleotides long. RefSeq lists its product as uncharacterized. NCBI's taxonomy places the organism in Eukaryota, Viridiplantae, Streptophyta, Magnoliopsida, Lamiales, Oleaceae. The transcript is spliced from 6 exons. The record is from RefSeq and is a predicted model, not a curated record. Gene Ontology annotation, molecular function: glycerophospholipid phospholipase A1 activity. The coding region runs from base 429 to 2453 and encodes 674 amino acids. Gene Ontology annotation, biological process: lipid metabolic process.
CACACUCCACGCCACCCCCUAACCCUCAAAACAACAUGUGGCAUAUGCAUAUGUAGAUCAAAUUAGAUCUCACCAUCCCAGAAACCAACUGUUCAGAGAAAUUAAGAAUGCAUGUAUAUAAUAACAUGAACAUAUCCCACAAACUUGUCUGAAUAUACAUGCAAAUCUCUGCAAAAGACCUCCCAUAUAUACGCACAUUGUAUGUGGAACUCUUACAUCGAUAUUAGGAUCUCUCAAGAAUUUCUGCUUCCAUUUCUUGAAACUUUAUUGCAGCAUAAACUACAAAGAUUUCUAGCCAUUUUCUGAGGAAACACAUCGAUGCAAGGAGCUUCAAGAAUCCACUCAUGAAUUAAUUAAUUAUUUGGCCACCUUAAAAUCGUCAAAAGUUUCAAGGUACGACACGACACCUGUGAGAAACAUCUGCAGACAUGGCAUGCAAUUUGUCAUCCAUAACGAGCUCUCAAAUUACCAAUGCCACCAACAAUGUGUUUCAAGAAGGCAGGCUUCGUCGGUCAUUUUCGAGUAAAGAUUUGUGUCAGAGAACGGGAAUGCGAAGAUCGUACUCAGAAAACCAGCUCUGUUGUUAUAAAAGUCGUAUGACAGAACCGAAGCUAAAGAACAGCCGUUCAAUGAGCUUCUUCAAUAUCCCGUUAUCAGAUACUCUUCGAUCAUUUUUGUUUGAUCCAGAAACGGAGAGAGAGAGAAAUGUGGAGCAGAAGUUUAUAGAAGCAGGUAACGAUGAGGAGAUGGAUGUGGAGAAGAAGAGAGUGAAUUGGGUCGAAAAACUUCUAGAAAUCCGAAAUAACUGGAAAGAUAAACAACUGAAGGUUGAACGAAAUGUUGACCAAGAAAAUGAGAGAGAUUGUUAUGAAGAUGGUGGUUGUGAAACGGAUUAUGGAGACGAUGAAGUGGAUGAGGACAUUGAUAGAGACACAUUCUCAGCAUUGUUGAAGCAUGUGUCCUGGUCAGAUACUAAACUAUUUUCUCAGCUGGCCUUCCUGUCUAAUAGGGCGUACGUGAUUCCAGAUAUCAAGUCCAGGGAUUUAAGGAGAUAUUGUGGCUUAGAAUUCGUAACAUCCUCCCUGGAAAAGAAGGCAGAGACAGCAGCUAUCAGAGCCAAAAUUGAGCAGGAUUUCACUAGUGCACCUGUUGCAACACCUGCAAUUACUGGUCCUCUUUCAGGAAAAAAGGAAAAUUCUGAACAAAGACGCUACACUCGUUCAUCUGCUGCUUAUGAAAUUGCAGUGGCAGCUGCAUCUUAUCUCCAAUCUCGUGCUAAGGACCUGAUAUCCUCUGGGUUUGAACCCCAACUUACAGUUGAUGUUUCUUUAGGGGGAAGAGAUGAGUACCAAGUAAGGGAUGAAGAAAGUGUGAUCCAACAACACAAAUCAGAAAUGGCUGCAUGUGUAGCAGCUUCAACAAUGACAGCAGUUGUUGCUGGAGAUGAGAAGCAAAAACAAGAGGCAGCAAGAGAUCUUCAGUCAUUUCAUUCCUCUCCUUGUGAAUGGUUUGUUUGUGAUGAUUCAAAGAUAUACACUCGCUGUUUUGUUAUCCAGGGAUCGGACACAUUGGCAUCAUGGCAGGCAAAUCUCUUUUUUGAACCCACUAAAUUUGAGGGAACAGAUGUGCCAGUUCAUAGAGGAAUAUAUGAAGCUGCAAAGGGAAUAUAUGAGCAGUUCAUGCCUGAAAUAAUGCAGCAUUUGAAUAAAUUUGGGGAAAGAGCAAAGCUUCAGUUUACUGGCCAUUCUCUAGGGGGAAGUCUUGCUCUUCUAGUCAACUUGAUUCUACUAACAAGAAAGGUAGUUAAGCCAUCCGCUCUUCUACCAGUUGUCACUUUUGGGUCACCAUUUGUCUUCUGUAAUGGUCAGAAAGUCCUCGAUAAGUUGGGCUUGGACGAAAAUCAUGUAUACUCUGUGAUGAUGCACAGAGAUAUAGUCCCGAGAGCAUUCUCCUGCACCUACCCUGAUUAUGCAGCUCAAGUCCUGAAGCGUCUAAAUGGCACCUUUAGGUCCCAUCCUUGUCUAAAGAAAAAUCAGAAACUACUAUAUUCUCCUGUUGGGAAAAUAUUUAUUCUGCAGCCUGAUGAGAAGUCAUCUCCUCCUCAUCCUUUACUUCCUCCAGGCAGUGCUUUAUAUGCCUUGGAAAAUACCGACUGCACCCUUACCAAGAGAGCUCUUCGAGCAUUCCUAAAUUCUCCGCAUCCACUGGAAACUUUGAGUGAUCCCAAAGCCUACGGUUCUGAUGGUACAAUCAUUAGGGACCAUGAAUCAAGCAAUUAUCUGAAGGCAGUGAAUGAUGUUAUCAGACAACAUACAAGGCUUGUCGUUAAAAAAGCAAGAGAACAGAGGAACCAACUGUGGCCAUUAUUAACCUCACAUUCCCCACAUGCAUGGGUCCACAAACCUAGUUUCGAAGAUAGGCUGGUGGCAAAGAAAAUCAUGACUGGUGUCUAAACCUUUUUUCCGGCUAUCAAGUCCAGUUCGGAAGAGCAUGAUAUCGGAUUCAAUUUUUCUUGAAUCUUGUAAAUAUGAUAAUGUCCAGAAUCUUGUUUAUCAGUGGGUGAUUGUAUGAAUUGUUUGUCAAUAAUGUUGAUAUAAUAUGUGAUACCAGUUAAAUAUAUUA